AAUGAUGAUAAAAAGUGAAAUUUCAAAUUAAGUAUUUUACCAGGAAAACAAUAAUAAUAUUUUUAAUAAAAAAGUCACAAAAUGGUUUUGGCCGAUUUGGGCCGUAAGAUCACUUCGGCCCUUCGGGGUCUGAACAAUGCGAGCAUCAUCAAUGAAGAGGUUUGAAUAUUAUUAUACUGUAUUUUUGGAAAUAUAAUUAAAAUUAAUUCAUUGUUUCAAGGUGUUGAAUUCCAUGCUGAAAGACAUCUGUGCUGCACUUUUGGAAGCCAAUGUUAAUGUAAUGCUGGUAAAAAAGCUUAGAGAAAAUGUACGUAAUGUCAUUGAUUUUGAUGAAAUGGCUGGUGGCCUGAACAAGAGACGUAUGAUACAGAGUGCUGUUUUUAAAGAAUUAGUGAAAGUAUAAUACUCUAUAAUUUUUAUUAUUUCAAUUGAAUCUUUGAGCAUGAUUUAUUUUCAGUUAGUUGAUCCUGGUGUCAAAUCUUAUCAGCCUGUUAAAGGCCGACCAAAUAUAAUUAUGUUUGUUGGUUUGCAAGGUUCUGGUAAAACAACUACGUGUACUAAAUUAGCAUAUUACUAUCUAAAAAAAAAUUGGAAAACAUGUCUUGUAUGUGCCGAUACUUUUCGAGCUGGAGCAUAUGAUCAGUUAAAACAGAACGCUACUAAAGCACAAAUACCAUUUUAUGGAAGGUAUGUAAAAUAAUCAUAACUACUGUUUAUUUAUUUCAGUUUAAUAAGUAUUGAUACUUGUUUAUUUUUUAUUGUGUAUUAUGUUAGUUUUUAAAACUAGUAGUUAUACUUUUACAUGGAUUAAGUAAAAUUUACUUAGUAUCUAACUUUUUUUAUUGAAAUUAAUAUUUUUAAUUUACAUUACAAAUAUGCUAUUACUUGGAGUUUCUAUUAAGAGUUGUUUAGAAGAGUUAAAUUUUCUUUUAAAAUUCAAAAUUGUAGAAUUUUUAAACUUUGAAACUUGGUACUUGGUACUUUUAUAAUGAAUAAUAAUGAAUAAUAAUUGUAAAGAAAAAUACAAAUUAAUUUUAUGUGUAAUUCAAAUAAUUAAUAGUUAUUAGGUAUACAAUCAGUUUAAAAAUUGUCAAUAUUUCUUUAUAAAUUAUUGUUUAUUAUAAUUAUUGUUCAGUUACACAGAAUUUGAUCCAGUUGUGAUAGCUCAAGAUGGUGUAGAUAUGUUCAAAAAAGAAGGUUUCGAAAUAAUAGUGGUGGAUACCAGUGGACGACAUAAACAAGAAGCUUCCUUAUUUGAAGAGAUGUUACAAGUGUCAAAUACUAUUGUAAGGAACUUACAAUAUAAAUUUUAUUCAAAUUUACUGUACAUUUAAUAAUUAUUUUCAGAAACCAGAUAACAUUGUGUUUGUUAUGGAUGCAACAAUUGGUCAAGCUUGUGAAGGGCAAGCACGUGCUUUCAAAGAAAAAGUCAAUAUUGGUUCUGUUGUGAUUACUAAGCUUGAUGGCCAUGCUAAGGGAGGAGGAGCACUAAGCGCGUAAAUGUUUUAACAUAACCACUACUCUAUUAAUUUACUAGCUAUCUGUCCCGAUUAGGUUAGGGCAACAUGGCAAUUUUCUUUUUAGCAUAAUUUUUCUGGUUUUGACCUUGUCAGGGUUGAAUGAAAACAUAUAGGUUAAAAGUUGGUAGUCCACUUUUGGAGGACUAAAAGUGUUAUGUUGUGAUAUUUUUUUAUGAUUUUCAUACCAAAAAUAUCAAACUGAUUUUUUUUUUUUAGGGGCGGGAGGGACAGAUUUCAAAGGAAGUAAAGCCUAACCUAACCUCUCAGGAACUGGAGUGCUUGACAGUGGGUUAAUGUGUUUACUGUAUCAUAGUUGUCUCUCAUAAAUGGGACUUCAUUCCUUUUAUACUUUUAUGUUCGCAUUUGCCUACAAUUUAUAUAAACAUAGUAAACUUUUCAACAUAAAAUAUCUAUAUGUAUAAAAAAUAAAUCAUUAUUUUGUUGGUAACGCCAUAACUUGUAUACCAUCUAAAUUUUCAACUUUUCUUGUAGAUUUUUAAAAAAUCUCACCCAACUUUUAUUUUUUUCAUCAAUUUGCUGUUGUUAUGGAAACAUGUUACAGUGGAGCUGGACUUCAUUUAUAAAAUUAUUUUUGUUGAUUUAAAUUGGUAAUAUAAAUGAAAUAAAAAAAAGUAUUGAAAUUUUUAUACAAAAAUUACCAUCAAAAUUUAUGACUUUUCCUAAAAUUUUCUUUCAUAUAAACCUUAUCCUGACAUUAAUGAACACAACAAUAAAAAAAAUAAAUAGUUAAAUUGGUCCAUUAAUUUUCAAGUAAUGGCAUCACCAACAAAAUAUUGAUUCAUUUAUUUAUAUAUACAGUGAGUGUAAAAAGUAUUCAUACACCUUAAAUUUUUAAAUAAAUAUUCAUAUUUCUUUUGGUUUCAAAAUCAACAUUUUACAUCAAACUAGACUUUAGUAAUAUUGGAAUUAUAAAAACAUAUUUUUUGAGAAAAAUCAUUAUGCUGUUGUACACUGAUCUGGCAACUACAGUGAUAUCCGUAUUGCCUACAGAUCAGGGUAGUAACCUAUUACACAGUACAGUAUAAAAUAUGUAUUAUACAUACAUAUUAAUCAUAUUAUAUUAAACCCUUAAUUUUACAUGGUUUAUAUUUAUAUAUUUGGUGGAAAUUACUUGUGUAUCAACAUAAAUCUUAUAUACUUAAUAAUGUACUGUGUACUAUUGUAAUAAUUUUAUAAAAUUAACUUUACCUUUAGGGGUUGAAUAUGGGUUAAAAAAGUAACUUAUAUUACUUAGAGCAUUAUUUUCUAUUUAUUUUAUUUUAUUUUUAUCAUCAAUUUUUAAAGGCCAAUUGUUGUCGGUGAAGUCACUUCUCUUUAUCCUUUGCACCUCCUUCAUUUUGUGGAAAGAUCAUCAGUUCAUUAAAUCUUGUAAACUUCUAAAUAUCUUUUUCUCAGUUUUCAUCUUGUUUCUUUUCUUUCUAUUUUUGCUUCAAAUAUGUUAUUGAUAAAGUCAUUGUGUUGAACUACAUGACCUAUUAACUUGAUUUUUCUUGUUGGUAUUGAUUCCAUUAAUUGUCUUCUUUCUUGGAUUGCUUUCAAUACUUGUUAUUCUUCUCCACAUCUAUAUUUAAGUUGCAUCUAACUUGUUCCUCUCCUUUUCCUCUAUUGUCGUGGUUUUGCUUCCGUAAGUAUGUAGGUAUAACCCAAAUAAAAGAUUUAAUACAUUUUUUGCAAAUAUUGAUGUUUAGAUGUUGAUUUGUCAGAAGUUGACAUAUGCUUUAGAAAGCUUGUUUAACUAAUGCUGUUAUUUUGAUUUUCAAGUAGUUAUUUAAUUAAUAUAGUAAUACAAAAACUACUAAAAAUUGCAUUUACCAAUUGAUAUUUACAUUUUAUAUUUAUUAAAAAAAAUAAAAGGUUUAGAUGGAAAUAUUGUUUAUUAAAUAUCAAAUUUUAAAAAAUUGUACAAUUACUUAUAAUAUUAUCAUCCAGGUUAAAGGUUGAUCUGUACUUGUACCUAAUAUAAUUAAUUUUUAACUUUUGAAUAUAUAAUGUAUAUCAUGGUUUAAUAGGUUUUUAAUAAUUUCUAUUUCAAAAAUAAAAAAAAUUACUGAUGAAAUUUGUCAUUUGUUAAUUAGUGUGGCAGCUACAAAAAGUCCAAUUAUCUUCAUUGGUACUGGUGAACAUAUAGAUGAUUUUGAACCAUUCAAAACAAAGCCAUUUGUAUCCAAACUGCUUGGUAUGGGUGACAUUGAAGGACUUAUUGAUAAAGUUAAUGAGUUAAAACUUGAAGAUAACGAAGAGUUAAUAGAAAAAAUAAAACAUGGACAGUUUACAAUUAGAGAUAUGUAUGAGCAAUUUCAAAAUAUUAUGAAAAUGGGUCCAUUUUCUCAAAUUAUGGUAAAUCUUUAGUUAUUCUCAAUUUUGUUUUACGAAUAAAUGUGUUAUUAAUGUAAGUUAUGUAUUUAUGUUCUAGGGCAUGAUACCUGGGUUUAGUCAAGAUUUCUUAUCUAAAGGUAGUGAAAUGGAAUCAAUGGCUCGUUUAAAAAAACUUAUGACAAUCAUGGAUAGUAUGAAUGAUGGAGGUAAGUUAUUUUAGUACAAUCAAAUUUAAAAUCGUAAACCUAAUUAGGUAGCAAUAAAUAGAAACAUAUAUGUUUUAUAGAAUUAGAUCAUAGAGAUGGUGCAAAGUUAUUUACAAAACAACCUGGUCGUAUCAUAAGGGUGUCACAGGGAUCUGGUGUAACAGAACGCGAAGUUCGAGAGCUUAUAUCACAAUAUACAAAAUUUGCUGGUGUUGUGAAAAAAAUGGGCGGUAUUAAGGGACUAUUUAAGAGUGGUGAUAUGUCUAAAAAUGUCAAUCCAUCACAAAUGGCAAAGCUCAAUCAACAAAUUACAAAAAUGAUGGAUCCCAGAGUUUUGCAGCAAAUUGGUAUGUUUAAUUAUAAUAGGUAAUAAAUAAUAAAAAUAUAAAUGAAAAAAAAAAUUGAGUUUGUUUUCUUAUUAAAUAUAUUUAUUACUAUUUAUUUUGUUGAUAAAAAUUGAUUUUAGAUAUUUUAUUUAGAUUUAAACAGAACUAUAGUUAUAGAAGUAUAGAUAAAUUUAUUUCUUUUAAUUAAUAAUUACCCAUUUUAGGUGGCAUGCCUGGACUGCAAAACGUUAUGAGACAGUUACAACAAGGUGCUGGAGGAGGUCUUGGUAAUUUAAUGGGUGGAUUAGGCAAAUAAAUUAAAUGGUGAAUUAUAUCUUUUUUUUUCAAAAUAUUUUUGUACUCUUUUUAUUUAUGUAAAAAUUAUGAUAACAAAUUGUCUUGUUCAUCUAACUAUGUAAGUUGUGUAGCUCUGUUUGGUAAUUGCCAUGCAGGUACUACUAAUUCCGAAGAAGUAUGAACUUCAAAAUUAAUUCAUUGCAAAUGUUUGAAAGCAAUUUAUUUGUAAUCUUUUUGUAAAAAGAAAAAGUAUUGUUAUUUGAUUUGUUUUUUUUUAAUUAUUUUAAUAGAAUCAAUCUAAGCAUAAUAUUAUGCUUUAGUUAAGAAAUACAAUCAGGUUUUCUAAAAAAAAAAAAAAAAAAAAAAAAACAUUAACUAAUAUUAGACAAAAUAGAUUUAAUAAUAAAUUCCAAAAUUUAUCUUGACUUAAAAAUCUUAGGAUUUGAAAGUACCUACAUAAUAAUAUAUUAUGCAGUUUCAUUUUGUAUCAUAAUUUGUAAUUUUAUAAAUAAAUAUUAAACUUAUUUUAGACUGAGAAUAAUGAAAAAUAUAUUGGUUUUACUGGUAUGACUUUUUUACUCAGAUAAAUAGAAUUGUCUAUAAUAUCAAACUUGAAAAUUUAAAAUGGCAAUAAAAUUGUCUGCAAAAAUUUCAUAUAUCUAUGAUUAUUUAAACCAAAUUAUUACAAAAAAACAAAAUUUAAAAUAAUUAAACCGUUAAUUUUUAAACUUUCCUGAUGUAAUAACUGGGUAAUUUGAAGGGUACAUAUAGGAUAUGGGGUAAUUUAAUCUAUAUUUAUACUGAAAUCAACAAUAUAUAUCAUCAGCCUAUAGCAAAAAUGUACUAACUAUAAAUUUAACAAUUUUCAGAUUUAGUGCCAUCUAGUGUAAAAUUAUUGCUCUAAACUAUGAAAGAGACAUUAAAAUUAGUUUUUCCAAUAAUUUUAACUUUUUACUCACUAUUUUAAAAAUUCACACUGUUAAAUACCUAAUUUAAAAAAGUAAGAACUUACUAUCAUGUUAGUUUCUAUGUUUAAAAAAAUAAAUAUUUUUAGUAUGAAAAUGUAUUAUUGACCAUUUUUCAGUUUUUAUUAUUUAUAAGUUUAUUUUGUUUAUUGUAUACUAUUAGUAAAAUUAGAUAAUAUUUAUUAUUUUUAAGUAAUAUUUUGUGGAAGUACAUAGAGUAAUAAGAAUCCCUAAAAGACACGUAUAAGUUUUUAAAAUUCAAGACCUUUCUAUAAUUUUUAAGUUUGCAAAAUCAAAAAUAAAUCGUAAAAAAAAACAGAGCUUCAUAAAGGAGUAUGAAUUGUCAUGUAAAGAUUGUCUCAAUUCCUAAAAGCUACAAAAAAUAUUUAAACAAAUAAAUAUUAGUGUCAAUAAUAAAAAAUUAAAACUUUUGAAUACACUAAAUCAGAUUCAUAUUUUAUAGUUGCUGGAUUUUGAAAUCCUUGAACUGGGAC
Molecule: messenger RNA, 6145 nt
Organism: Cinara cedri
Lineage: Eukaryota; Metazoa; Arthropoda; Insecta; Hemiptera; Aphididae
Source: the annotation of a GenBank genome assembly